This is a messenger RNA of Symbiodinium natans, 1254 nucleotides long. NCBI's taxonomy places the organism in Eukaryota, Dinophyceae, Suessiales, Symbiodiniaceae. The record is from the annotation of a GenBank genome assembly.
AUGACGAGUGAGGUCGCCCCCUGCAUGCCGUUUGAUUGGUUACGGCGCGCGUCAGGCCGUCCUGCUUUGGCAGGUGGAGGCUCCGAAGGUUCACAAAACCGGUCUCAAGACGUCUGUCGCCGCCUUAAGGAGGCACUUGACUCCUUCUUGGUGGCGGGCGAUGCCGGUGAGACAGACAAUCAGAGCUCUGCGAGCCCGUCUGAGACCGCGCUCAAGCGGCUCUCGCAGGACGUCAAGAAGCAGCUGCAGGUCAUGCUGGAGGUCCUCCUUGACCUUGAGAAGUCCAGCCAGCAUGCAGGGGGGAUGCAGAACGUGCCCGUCGUCAAAUCCUGGCUGAACCAGUUUUUGGCGAUCGACCUCCCGAAGCGACUAGUGACGCACCUGGGCCAGCUUGAGUUCGAGGUACGCAAUGACGUGGUUACUGUGUUCAGUGCCGUCGUACGAUUGGGUAGCGGCCUUGAGGACGAAGAUCCACUCCAAGAGUAUGGCCAAGCAAAUCCGCAGUUCUUCGCCCUCCUCGUGGAUGGCUACGAGAAGCCGGAGAUUGCGACGCAUUGUGGAAUGAUGCUCCGCUCCUGCGCUCGGCAAGAGAAGCUUGUGAAAGCCUUCCUAUCCCAGACGCAGGUCGUGUUGAAGUUGGUUCAGUUCACACGGCACGAGGUGUUUGACAUCUCGACAGAUGCCUUCUCCUCUCUCCACGACUUUCUCCUGAACCACCAGGACACCUCGGCACAGUUUCUGCAGGCAAACUUCCGCGACUACUUCACCAGCUACAACAGCCUCUUGCAGGAAGGGGACUAUGUGACCAAGCGCCAGGCCCUCAAGCUGCUGAGCGACCUCUUGCUGGGGCGAAAGUUCAUGAGGAUAAUGAUGCUGUACAUCGGAGACGACUCCUACCUGCAAAUUCACAUGAAUCUGCUCCGGGAUGACUCGAAGACGAUACAGCUGGAGGCCUUUCACAUUUUCAAGAUCUUCGUGGCCAAUCCGAACAGACCGCAGCGGGUCCACGCGAUUCUUUACAAGAAUAAGGAGAGGCUCAUCAGCUUGCUGCACGAGUUGACACCGCACCGGCCAGAGGACAAGCAAUUUCUGGAGGACAUGAAAACGGUCCUGAACAAGCUGGAGGCUCUGGAGCCGCCCCCUCGCCCAGAGCGCGCGGCACCUGCUGGCUACCCAGCCGGCGCCGCGGGAGCUGCGGCGCCAGAAGCCUCGCCCGCUGCAGACUCCGCGGGAGGUGCUGCCAUGGCAGACUGA